AUGUCAGGUUAUGACAUCUGCAAUCUGUUUCUACCCAUCUACCUUCAUAUCGAUCUAUUUAUAUUCAUCUACCUUCAUAUCUAUCUAUCUAUCUAUCUAUCUAUCUAUCUAUCUAUCUAUCUAUCUUCUUUCAUAGCUAUCUAUCUCAGUUUGCCUCUAUCUACUUUCAUAGCUAUCUAUCUUAAUAUUUUAAAUGUUAAAUCUGUAUCUAUCUAUCUAAUUCUGUAUCUAUCUAUCUAUCUAUCUAAUUCUGUAUCUAUCUAUCUAUCUAUCAAAUUCUGUAUCUAUCUAUCUAUCAAAUUCUGUAUCUAUCUAUCUAUCUAUCUAUCUAUCUAUCUAUCUAUCUAUCAAAUUCUGUAUCUAUCUAUCUAUCUAUCUAUCUAUCAAAUUCUGUAUCUAUCUAUCUAUCUAUCGAAUUCUGUAUCUAUCUAUCUAUCAAAUUCUGUAUCUAUCUAA
This is a messenger RNA of Acanthosepion pharaonis, 456 nucleotides long. Lineage: Eukaryota; Metazoa; Mollusca; Cephalopoda; Sepiida; Sepiidae. The record is from the annotation of a GenBank genome assembly.